Molecule: messenger RNA, 1292 nt
Organism: Vidua macroura (Pin-tailed whydah)
Lineage: Eukaryota; Metazoa; Chordata; Aves; Passeriformes; Viduidae
Gene: KCTD9
Product: potassium channel tetramerization domain containing 9
Exons: 12
Coding region: 23-1192 (389 amino acids)
Biological process (GO): intracellular signal transduction; protein homooligomerization
Molecular function (GO): protein binding
Source: RefSeq, a predicted model, not a curated record
UCGGCGCGGCGGCGGGCGCAGCAUGAGGCGGGUGACGCUGUUCGUCAACGGCAGCGCCCGCAACGGGAAGGUCGUGGCUGUGUAUGGGACUCUCUCAGAUUUGCUCUCUGUGGCCAGCAACAAGCUCGGGAUAAAAGCCACCAGCGUUUACAACGGGAAAGGGGGGCUCAUUGAUGAUAUUGCUUUGAUUAGGGAUGAUGAUGUUUUGUUUGUCUGUGAAGGGGAGCCCUUCAUUGAUCCUCAGACUGAUGGGAGAGCUCAGGAGGAGCUGACAGGGUCCCACACAGACUGGCUGACUCUCAAUGUGGGAGGCAGAUAUUUCACCACCACCCGGAGCACUUUGGUUAACAAAGAACCUGACAGUAUGUUGGCACACAUGUUCAAAGACAAAGAUGCUUGGGGGAAUAAGCAAGAUCCUAGAGGAGCUUUCCUCAUUGACCGCAGUCCCGAGUAUUUUGAGCCCAUUUUGAACUAUUUGCGUCACGGACAGCUCAUUGUAAAUGAUGGCAUUAAUUUGCUAGGGGUUUUGGAAGAAGCCAGGUUUUUUGGGAUCGACUCCCUCAUUGAACACCUGGAAAUUGCUAUUAAGAACUCCCAGCCAGCUGAGGAUCACUCUCCCAUCUCUCGGAAGGAGUUUGUCCGAUUCCUGCUGGCAACGCCCACCAAGUCCGAGCUGCGCUGUCAGGGUCUGAAUUUCAGUGGAGCUGACCUUUCCCGCCUGGAUCUUCGCUACAUCAACUUCAAGAUGGCCAAUCUGAGCCGCUGCAACCUGGCCCAUGCCAACCUGUGCUGUGCCAACCUGGAAAGAGCUGACCUCUCUGGAUCCGUGCUGGAUUGUGCAAACCUGCAGGGGGUGAAGAUGUUGUGUUCCAACGCAGAGGGAGCAUCCCUGAAGGGCUGCAACUUUGAAGAUCCAUCAGGCCUUAAAGCUAAUUUGGAAGGUGCCAACCUGAAGGGUGUGGACAUGGAGGGCAGUCAGAUGACCGGGAUUAACCUCCGAGUGGCCACGCUGAAAAAUGCCAAACUCAAGAACUGCAACCUCCGAGGAGCCACGCUGGCAGGGACUGACUUGGAGAAUUGUGAUCUGUCAGGUUGUGACCUACAAGAAGCAAAUUUGAGGGGAUCUAACGUGAAAGGAGCCAUCUUUGAGGAGAUGCUGACACCCCUGCACAUGUCCCAGAGUGUCAGAUAGGGGCCAGAACACGCUGAAGAGGAAGGAAUCCAAACAUUCAUCGUGACUUUCUUCACCUCCUCCCCUUCCUGAGUUAAAGUCAUGGUUAUUAGCCACCUUA